AUUUUCAUUAGUAAAAUUUGAAAGCAUUUGUGAUUUAAUUCGAUUAUUCAUUUCAGCUAACUCGCAAUUUUUUUUAAUUCAUUAAUCAUAUAGUAAGAAAUAUUUAUUUUUUGAAGCAGUGCUUAUAGAAAAGAGGAUUUCAAGGAUUACGAAAGAGCUAAAAGAAAGGAGACCUUUUCAAAUUGCGCAGUUAGAAGUCCUUCCAACUGUCAUUGAGACUUGACGCAACAAGGGUAAACGCGUAAAAUGCAAAAGACGGAAUAAGUACGAAAUAUGUAGAAUGAUUCCGCGUCAAUACACCUAGGUAGGUAUAUUUUUUCAUGUAGUAUUUUCUUCGUUCAGUUUAUCUGAAAAUAAAAUAAUCUAUUCAUAAUUGAUCUUUCUGCAGUAAGAUAUUGGGUAAAUAAAAACAGUAUUAUUUUCUGAUAUUAUUCGAAUUUCGAUAACGACGCAAAAGCAAAACAAGUAACAACGUACUUCACCUAUAAUAAUGCAGGAACCCGAUGCACCAUCCCUCCUUUUCCCUCUUGCCCUACAAAUACCUAUUCUAACACGCGCAACCGUUAAUAUCAUUUCUGCGCCCUGAUUGGUCGAUUCCGUUACUAUUAUGAACCAAUGAGAAACGCGUUUUCAGAGUUGAAAUUCAUAUAAAUAGCAGCGCGACGAAGUUUCUAGUAUUCAUUCUCGUUAAUCUCGUUAGUACAUUUUUACUAGUGUUACUCGUGUUCAUACAACCUCAACAAUGACUGGCCGUGGUAAAGGUGGCAAAGGAUUAGGAAAAGGAGGCGCCAAACGUCAUCGUAAAGUAUUACGUGAUAAUAUCCAAGGUAUCACGAAACCAGCUAUCCGUCGUCUGGCUAGACGUGGUGGUGUCAAACGUAUCUCCGGUUUGAUCUACGAAGAAACCCGUGGUGUUUUGAAAGUUUUCUUGGAAAACGUCAUCCGAGAUGCUGUCACCUAUACUGAACAUGCCAAAAGGAAAACCGUUACCGCCAUGGACGUUGUAUACGCUUUGAAACGUCAAGGAAGAACUUUGUACGGUUUCGGAGGUUAAUUUUGGAAACCCUGUUCCUGUUGUGAAAAUCAAAACGGCCCUUUUCAGGGCCACCA
Molecule: messenger RNA, 1110 nt
Organism: Planococcus citri (citrus mealybug)
Lineage: Eukaryota; Metazoa; Arthropoda; Insecta; Hemiptera; Pseudococcidae
Product: histone H4
Exons: 1
Coding region: 743-1054 (103 amino acids)
Biological process (GO): nucleosome assembly
Cellular component (GO): nucleosome
Molecular function (GO): protein heterodimerization activity; DNA binding; structural constituent of chromatin
Source: RefSeq, a predicted model, not a curated record